Molecule: messenger RNA, 2077 nt
Organism: Aureobasidium pullulans EXF-150
Lineage: Eukaryota; Fungi; Ascomycota; Dothideomycetes; Dothideales; Saccotheciaceae
Product: pseudouridine synthase
Exons: 1
Coding region: 24-1850 (608 amino acids)
Biological process (GO): tRNA pseudouridine synthesis; mRNA pseudouridine synthesis
Cellular component (GO): nucleus; cytoplasm
Molecular function (GO): pseudouridine synthase activity; RNA binding
Source: RefSeq, a predicted model, not a curated record
CACCAAGCCACACUUGAAACCGCAUGAACUCGACCCUCCGGUCUCUGACCUCAACAGCGAGCUUCCUCUUCUCACGAUCCUCUCUCCCAGCCUUCAAACCCGUCACUCUAUACACCACCACACGCCGGGGCACAUCCCGCCGCGCCAGACGAAAAAAGAUGGGCCUCCCAGAGCCAGAACAAACACCAGACUACACCAACUGGAGCGCUUCCCAACUACUCAAACGCAUCACAGACCUAGAAACACAACUCCGCAACAACCGCAUCGUGCCCGUCACCGACCCCUCCGUCACCGCAGCUCUCCCGCCGAAGAAGAAGCAAAAGAAAGAUCGACCUUUCGAUGCUAGUCGCUAUAACACCAGACAUAUUGCGUUGAAGUUUGCGUAUCUGGGGCAGAGGUAUAAUGGGUUUGAACAUCAUACUGGAAAUAAGACGCCGUUGCCUACGAUUGAGGAGGAGUUGUGGAAGGCGUUUAUGAAGACGAGGUUGAUUUUCCCGACUAGAGGGGCGGAAUUGAAGGAGGGAGAGAUUGAUUGGGAAGGAACGGAUUAUUCGAAAUGUGGAAGGACGGAUAGAGGUGUGAGUGCUUUUGGCCAGGUCAUUGGUAUCCGAGUGCGAAGUCUGCAGCCCAUGCCCAAGGAACAACCAGUGCAGGAAGAAGAGCAGGGAGACAAAAUGCAGGGAAUAGAGGGCAAUGCGAAAGAGCAGGGAAGUAAAGAGGACAAGAAACCAGAGUCGAAGCCUUGGGAUCACAUUCGCGACGAACUACCAUACAUUCAACUUCUCAACCGCGUCCUCCCCGAAGACAUCAGGAUGCUAGCCUGGUGUCCCACUCCUCCUACCGACUUCAACGCCAGAUUCAAUUGCCGCGAGCGUCGCUACCGAUACUUUUUCACUUCACCCGCUUUCGCACCAGUCCCAGGAGAUGCAGGUCUGAUGACCACAGCAACAGGCAAGACGUUGAGAGAAGGAUACCUAGACAUCGAAGCCAUGAGAGAUGCGGCAAAGCGAUAUGAGGGCCUUCACGAUUUCCGCAAUUUCUGCAAGGUGGAUCCGGCGAAACAGAUUACGAAUUUUGAGCGGAGGAUUUUCAAGGCCGGUAUUGAGGAGGUGGACGUUAGUCAGGCGCCUGCUGGCUUCAUCUCGCACCCGGCGUUUGCGCAGAGUGUGGGUGCUAAGAACCAAAUGGGUGGACAGGGUGAUAUGAGCAUUCCAAAGAUCUACACGUUUGAUGUGAACGGUUCUGCUUUCUUGUGGCAUCAAGUACGCCAUUUGGUCGCUGUCUUGUUCUUGGUUGGUCAAGGAUUUGAGCCCCCGUCGAUCAUCUCAGAUCUGUUGGAUAUGGAGAAGUAUCCAACGAGGCCAAAGUACGAGAUGGCAACAGAUGCUCCAUUGGUCCUCUGGGACUGCAUCUUCCCUGAUCAUGAAGAUAUCGACCAGAGUAGAGAAGACGCAAUGGAAUGGGUCUAUGUAGGCGAAACCGGCGGCCGUGAAACCAACAAGCGUCCUGAGAUGGACGGCGGAGACAGCAAGUUCGGCAAAGGAGGCAUCAUGGAUUCGAUCUGGGAGGUCUGGCACAAGCGAAAGAUCGACGAGAUCCUAGCCGGCAGUCUGAUGGACAUUGUCGCUGCACAAGGCAAGCGCUGUCCUGCAGAUGUGAAGCUAGCUCCCGUGGCUGAGAGAAGUCCAAGACUCUUCGAUGGUGGAGACUGGCCUAGACCUGUAGGCACAUACGUCCCUAUUGCUCGCAAGCAAAGGAUGGAGCCAGUUGAGGUGGUGAAUGCCAGAUAUCUGGAGAGAAAGGGCCCAUACAAGCCCAAGUUUAUGCGCAAGGAAGAUGGCGAUGAGUAGAUAGAAGCCAUGACUCAAGAUUUGGGCUCAUGCAGACAUGAUCUUGCACCCCUCCAAACCUCUUCCAGAAUCUUUCUCCUAGGAAGGAUGCUCUGUCACAUCUGUCAGCAUUGAAAGAUGUAUGGAGACGUAGAAAGAAACUCACUGGGAAGACUACCACGACAUCAUGUUCACCCUCAACCACGAUGGCAAGAUAGAACCUCACUUCAAAGCCUUUGAAAGCCUCG